Ochotona curzoniae (black-lipped pika) is the source of this 1218-nucleotide messenger RNA. It is a transcript of the gene QDPR, whose product is annotated as quinoid dihydropteridine reductase. The record is from RefSeq and is a predicted model, not a curated record. The transcript has 5 exons. Gene Ontology annotation, molecular function: NADH binding; 6,7-dihydropteridine reductase activity; NADPH binding. Gene Ontology annotation, cellular component: cytoplasm. Gene Ontology annotation, biological process: tetrahydrobiopterin biosynthetic process; L-phenylalanine catabolic process. NCBI's taxonomy places the organism in Eukaryota, Metazoa, Chordata, Mammalia, Lagomorpha, Ochotonidae. Bases 314 to 1096 code for a protein of 260 amino acids.
AAAAUUCCCAGCAAACAUGGAGGGAGAGAGAGUGUUAGCUUGAAACACCCAACUGCCACCAUUUACUCAGGAUCUGCCAAUGUUUUGUGAUUGACUAUUUUUUUUUUCUUUCUGGAUUUUCUUAAGGGUUUCCAAGCCAUUUCCUUUGAGUGACGGGGAUGUUUGGAGACGUGGUCGUCUUGGAUUAUAAUUGUGUGAUUUGCAGAGUGAAAGGCAGUACACCUGAAUGUUAGCUCUGGGCUGAGGAGCUCUACGUGGCUAUUAAACAAAGCCAUUUCCUGCUGUAUUAAUUGUCUUAUUUUCAGGGGUGCUGAUGUCCCCACCUUUUGGGCCGUUUGUAAGGAGCUCUGAAUUGCUGUAUAAACAUAAUGAAAUAUGGUUGAAUUUCGUUAUUCAAAAUGCUCAUCAGAGAUUAAUCUUCCAUUUGAUUUUCAAAGUAUUAUGGCCAGUGUCAAAACUAGCUUUAAAAGAAGAAAAAACAGAGAUGGAGGUGGACUGUGCAGAUAGCGGCUUGCUGGAGUCCUUCCGUUUUAUCAGCUGGAUGUUUCCUGUGUUCAAGGUGACUGCCGAGGUGGGAAAGCUCCUGGGAGAAGAGAAGGUGGAUGCGAUUCUCUGUGUGGCUGGAGGAUGGGCCGGAGGCAAUGCCAAGUCCAAGUCUCUCUUUAAAAACUGUGACCUCAUGUGGAAGCAGAGCAUGUGGACGUCCACCAUCUCCAGCCACCUGGCCACCAAGCACCUCAAGGAUGGAGGCCUCUUGACGUUGGCUGGAGCCAAGGCAGCCUUGGAAGGGACUCCUGGGAUGAUCGGCUAUGGCAUGGCCAAGGGCGCCGUCCACCAGCUCUGCCAGAGCCUGGCCGGGAGGAACAGCGGCAUGCCGCCUGGGGCCGCUGCCAUUGCUGUGCUGCCGGUUACCCUGGAUACGCAGAUGAACAGGAAAUCAAUGCCAGACGCCGACUUCAGCUCCUGGACACCCUUAGAUUUCCUGGUUGACACUUUCCAUGACUGGAUCACAGGGAAAAACCGACCGAGCUCAGGAAGCCUGAUGCAGGUGGUCACCUCGGAGGGAAGGACGGAGCUCACGCCAGCGUACUUCUGAACUUCUGUCGUCCUGUCCGUGGUUCGGGAGAGCGGGUCCUGUCUCCCUCUCACCUGACGUUUUCCUGUUCCCCCAGGAUGGUGUACUGUGUUCAUGUAAAAUAAAACUGUGUGUGUGCAAGC